CCUGCGCUCCCCUCCCCUUCCCCUCCCCGCUCCUCGGCGCCUCUGCCCGGUGCGUGCGGUCCCGCUGGCCGGGCUGCGGGCGGGCAGGGCGGGCUGAGCCCCCGCUCCCUGCCCAGCCCGACCCAUCCUUCCCAGCCUUUCCCAACACCUCUCCGAACCCCCUCGCCAUGCCCAGAGCUUUCCUGGUGAAGCGCCGGAGCCCGCAGCCCGCGGUGCGCAGCUGGGAUGGGCUGCCCGACGAGGAGAGAGCCGAUACCUACAUCCCAGGUGGGAUUGGCUGCGUGGUGCUGGGCUAUGAGGAUAGCUGCAGCCUGGAGAGCAGUGGGAGCAGCGGGACCCGUGAUGUGGAGCCCAGCGAUCCCCCAACACCCCAGCCAGCCCCUGGAGACCUGGGAUCGACUGGAGGGAUGCUGCUGGACCUGGCUGUCAAGCGCCCUGUUGUCAGGUCAAAAAUCAAGUUCACCACCGGCACCUGUAACGACACAAUGGUGCAUAGCUGCGAACUGUGCGGCAAAGGCUUUCGCUUGCAGCGGAUGCUCAACCGGCACAUCAAGUGUCACAGCCAGGUGAAGAGACACUUGUGCACGUUCUGUGGGAAAGGCUUCAAUGACACUUUCGAUCUGAAAAGACACGUCCGGACCCAUACUGGAAUUCGUCCUUACAAGUGUGAGGUUUGCAACAAAGCCUUCACCCAGCGCUGUUCCCUGGAGUCCCACCUGAAGAAGAUUCACGGUGUGCAGCAGCAAUAUGCCUACAAACAAAGGCGAGACAAACUCUAUGUGUGCGAAGACUGUGGCUACACAGGCCCCACGCAGGAGGACCUGUACCUGCACGUCAGUAACGUUCACCCUGGGAGUGCUUUCCUGAAAAAGACCUCAAAAAAACUUGCAGCAGUUUUGCAAAACAAACUGAGCCCCGUCCUGCAGAGGAACACCAAAGAGGAGGACAAGGACGAGUGACAUGGUGGAUUACAGUGGUCUCCAGGAAUGAAGUUUACAUGUCAGACUCUCCGUAUAUUAUUUUUUUAAAUGCAAUUUUGAAACAAACUCCUGAAAUAAAAGGGAUAUGUUUGUUAAUAGGACUCUCUUGAUGUUGGUAGAACCUCAACUUGAAAGAAGUAUUCCUGUAUAGGAAUGAAACAUAAGACCUCUUUAUCUGGCCAAAAAGAAAAGGAAGGCUUGGAAGAGGCUGUCACCUCUUGGAUGGAAUAUUUACUGAACUGACAUUCAGUCAACCUGUUUUCUAUUCCAGCUCUACCACACGUCCGAGCGGCCACUGACAAGUUCACCUUUGUAUUUUGUAUAGGUAAUAACAGUUACUUCCCGUGAAAAUGACAUUUGAGAGGUUUGGGUGGAAAGUGCAGUGUAAGAGCAGCUACUGGUGCCUUGUCCUAUGCAAAAUGAAUUAAAAUGGUCUGAAGAACAGCACACUGUAUCAGUACAUUAGUUAAAAUGUACAAAUAACCUUUAUUCUGCCCCUCCGUGCAGCAAAACAAUGAUUUAUGGAAGCAUCGUCCAAGGUGAGAUGAAACUGGUUUUAAAGGAUACAGAACUUUCUCCUCCCAAAUUUUCUCUGCUAGUGAAUUGCAUCAUUCCAGGGCAGACCUAUGGGCAUGUUUUAGGUACUUUAAGCUGUGAACUUAAAUAUUUAGAUUCGAGUGUAACCUUAACUCUGACAUUCUUGGACUUGCUGUUCUCACUUUGGGGAUUAUUACCACAUCCUUUUUAACAUCCACCAAUAUCAGUCCAGAAACCCAAAAAAACCACUGUAAUGACUUGAAGAUAUGUAUUUUCUGUCAUGAUGAAAUGCAAUUUUGUGUGUAUUUUAUGGUGUGUGUGUGUGUGUGCGUGUUCAUUUUAGGAUUUCUUUUUCUUUUUAAUGAUCAAGUGCCUGUUCACUCCUAGAGCAGAGCAGCUGUGUAAGAGGGGGACUUAGCUGGUCCCUGCCUCAUGACAUCAGUGUGAAAAUGUAGGCACGGAUCCAGCCUCUGUUCUGUAACCACUAGAAGGCUCCUGGGGAGACUGAUGCUGCAAGGGAAGGAGGUGGUAAUGAUUAUGAGGGUCUAGCAUUACAUCUCUGUGCAUUUAGGACUUCCCUAUAGUCCUGCUUGCAGCUCCUGUGGGACUAAGACAACCAAGAGGGCAGCUUGUAGGUACUAUUGAGUGUGAAGUUAGGGAUUUUGGGAGAGGGAUCCCCAUAUAACUUGUGUUGCUGAAACCACCUGUCACUUUAUGACUCUGCUGCAGCCCUUAGUGGGCAUUUAGGUGUCUACAGAGGAGCUGCAGGGUGGGGUGGUAAUGUCCUCAGCAACCACAAGACCAAGCGCAUGUUAUUCAUCUGCCUCCUAAUUUAAUGGACACAGCGGCUAAGCAGGUUUUGCAUCAAUUUAAAUGCAUAACAAUUAAUGGAUUUCAUUUGUAAAAUCAAAAAAUUCAUUUCAAACUCAAAAUAAAGCUGUACACUUGGGGAGAAUAUGCUGUAUUCUAUAGACAUUUACACAUCAGCUGAAAAGUAACCUGCCUAAAACAGAGUCAUAGCCGGGAUCUUCAUAAUUGUUACCACUAAAAUGAUCGAUUCUGAGUGUCUCUGUAAGAAUCUUCAGUUUUCCUCGAUUUUGUACAGGCAUCUGCUUAGGGUUUUUGUGGGGAAAAGCUUCUAGGGGUUUUAAAGCAUUUCUAACCAUAUUAAUACAUUAUUCAGCAGAACUGUCAGUGCUUGAAAAUGGACCUGGGACCUUGAAAAUGAGGAUAAUAAAGUGAUGCUACUGUGUAAAGAGCAAACCUGU
Messenger RNA from Cuculus canorus (common cuckoo), 2785 nucleotides. It is a transcript of the gene OVOL2, whose product is annotated as ovo like zinc finger 2. Gene Ontology annotation, biological process: regulation of transcription by RNA polymerase II; epidermal cell differentiation. The transcript has 4 exons. Gene Ontology annotation, molecular function: DNA-binding transcription factor activity, RNA polymerase II-specific; RNA polymerase II cis-regulatory region sequence-specific DNA binding. Gene Ontology annotation, cellular component: nucleus. NCBI's taxonomy places the organism in Eukaryota, Metazoa, Chordata, Aves, Cuculiformes, Cuculidae. Bases 168 to 959 code for a protein of 263 amino acids. The record is from RefSeq and is a predicted model, not a curated record.